Messenger RNA from Seminavis robusta, 1714 nucleotides. NCBI's taxonomy places the organism in Eukaryota, Bacillariophyta, Bacillariophyceae, Naviculales, Naviculaceae. The record is from the annotation of a GenBank genome assembly.
CAGCAGUGCAAGCGUUUUGCUUGUGGAUGCACGAAAUGGAAAGGAAUCAUCUUCCUCCUCGUGUAGAACCAUGCUCUCUGGUUGUGUCUGCAUUGCUGCUCUUUUCUCUUGUUGAAGCCGCCGCAGCAGAAAGCCAAAGACAGAUCCACCUGUUCGGAUUGGCAUUUUCAUUUUCCUCCUUGGUGCCACAAAGUGAACUCUAGAGAUCGAUCCUUUGCCCACCAAGAUGAAGUUGAAUCUUGCAAUCUCGCUGCUUGCCCUUCUCGUGGGAAAUGCAAGCUCCUUUUCCCCGGCUAGCAAGCCGUCGCUGGCAACCAAGGUAUUCCAAUCCACAGAAGUAUUUGAGAGGGAAGCUUCUGUAGCAAAGAAUGGCGAGGCAGAGCCAAAAGAAACCGCUGCCACAGUUCCCUCAACAGUUCCCUCCAUGGCGUCACCCAAGAGGGAGAAGGUAGUCCAAGAACCUGAUUUGUGGGAGUACAACUUUGGAUUGCAAGAACCUAAACUGACGCUACCCCACGGCAUUGUGGGCGGAGUAACUGCGCCUGAGAAAUAUGCGAUAACCGAAGAACAAAUCCGAGUUCUGGAGGAAGACGGUGUAGUACACAUCAAGGGAGUCUUCGACGAGGAGUGGGUAGAUUAUCUGCGAAAGGCUACUGCCUACCAAGUGGAUAAUCCUCACUUCUGGGCCUUUGCCGGAACUGCUUCCAAGCUGUACGACUAUAUUCAGAGAAACGUCUGGCAAACUAAUGGCGCUUUUGCUGACUUUUACUAUCACUCUGCUAUGGGCCACGUCCUGGCACAGUGCGGCAGAACCGAUGAGAUCCGUGUCUCUACAGAUCUUCUCAUGGUCAACCCCAACAAGGGAUUCAAGUGGCAUCAGGACAACCAAAAUGGUCCCAUCAAAUGGGAGGAUGGCAUCCGUUUCUGGAUUACAAUGGACGAGACACCUGCUGAUUAUGGGGCACCUGUCUACCUGAAGGGUUCUCAUUUCAACGAUGCAGUAGAUGAACAAGCUGUCUUUGUUGAUAUCGAGCAGAGUGGGCUUGACGAGUACAGAGAUAAGGUGGCAGAAUUCCGAACAAUGCCAGGAGAUAUGCUUAUCUGGCAUCCAAGAACGAUUCACAAGGUUGAUGGACCAUCGGAUGGCAUCUGGACUACCUACCGACGCGUGUUGGGUGGAACUGUCGCCAAGGGCGGAACUCUGUAUCAAGACAAAAGAGGCAGUGGCGGUGUUCUGUCUGAUCUGGGUAAGCAUGGCAUGGAACAGGACGACAAGCUCGACUCUCCAUUCUUUCCCAUUGUCUACCCUCAAUUCAAAGAAAGCGAAGCACAAGCCAGAAGAAACGGAGAUGUUGGACGUUCAUUCCAAGACAUUGUGUCCAAAAUUGGUGGACUGGCAACUAAAGCCUCUGGGGAGAGGUUCGGCUCGUUCUUCAAGGUUCUUGGGAGCCGGUAGGUAUGAGGCAAGACUCAAUGGAUAGAUCAUCUCGGUUUGACCAUCCUUCCCUCUUCAUCCCCUAUGAAGGUGCUGAGUUGAUAACGUCGACUCAGCCCUUCCACGCGCACACUACACCUUACUGGAACCCUUGUUGCUUCAGUCAGGUGGUUUGUCGUUGUUCUAGAUUGACUUCUUUACUCACAGCAUGUCAAGGCGACGUCAAUAGACUUCAUAUAGCGAACGAAUAACUGUAUAGAUCUCAUAUUCGGCUACUGU